AUGGAUCUUUCCAUCCUGUGUCACCAGCAGAAGCAUUUUUCCAUCUCCAAGGAGUCCUCAUAGAGAAAGCACAAAUAGGGAAAGUAAAAGGACUUAAAAGAGGACUUUUAGACUUUCUCAAAUAGCUGCCUCGAGCACUAUGAGGCCUUGGAUUUCUGAACUGACAUUUAGCUGUCUGGAUUGCACUAAUGAUGUUCAAGAAGGGUCUCAGAGAGGGAUCUGAGCAAACAGGGUGGCUCUGCACAGCCACAGUGCCCCAGGAGGCUUAGCUGUCCUCCUAAAAUACAUUGCCAGUGCCUUCCUCCUGUGGCUCUUUGCCAGAACACCUUUUUGCUGCCUUUCUGGUCUUUUCAUGCGGCUGUCCCUGGUCCUGCUUCUCUAUUCGUGUCUUUUCUGUGCAGAGAAGAUAAUGGAGAGAAUACUACUUUCUCUUUCAGGAAGGGCUGCUGUGAAAAUAGGGCUCACAGUCGACAUUAGGGAUGUCAGCCAGAAGUGCUGCGGAGCCGGCUGUCAUGGAGGGAACCAGGCAAACCAGGAUCUGUCGUCCGCACAAGAUAAGCGAGUCCUCAAAGGUGUACAGGUGGGAUGACCACUCCAGUCUGGUUCUUCAGAGCCUGAAUGAGCAGAGGCACCGAGGCCUUUUCUGUGACAUUGUCCUCGUGGUGGAUGAACAGAGAGUCCCUGCCCAUCGGAACCUCCUCGCCGUUUGCAGCGACUACUUCAACUCUAUGUUCACCAUUGGUAUGAGAGAAGCCCACCAAAAAGAGGUAGAACUUUUUGGAGCCUCUUACAUUGGACUUAAGGCUGUGGUAGAUUUCCUUUAUGGCAGUGAGCUGUCUUUAGAUGGUGGCAAUAUCGACUAUGUGCUUGAAACAGCUCACCUGCUGCAGAUCUGGAAGGUGGUCGACUUCUGCUGCGAGUACCUGGAGAAUGAAGUCAGCGAGGAGAACUACUUGUACCUGCAAGAGCUGGCCUCUAUUUACAACCUGAAGCGCCUUGACUCCUACAUUGACUCUUUCAUCCUGAAGAACUUUGGCACGCUGUCUUUCACUCCGGACUUCCUGCAGAACAUUUCCUUGCAGAAGUUGUGCCAAUACCUGAACAGCAGCAGUGUGCAGCAAGAGUGUGAGCACGACUUGCUGCAGGCUGCCUUGCAGUGGCUUACCCAGUACCCGGAAAGGGAGAAUGAGGCUUACCAGGUUCUGGAUAACAUCCAUUUUCCUUUGAUACCUAAAAGUGAUCUCCUCCACCGAGUCAAGCCUGCUGUCUGCUCUCUUCUUCCCAAAGAAGCAAACUGUGAGGGGUUCAUAGAAGAGGCAGUGCACUAUCACAACAACGUCACAGCUCAGCCAGUGCUGCAGAACAAGCGGACAGCCCUGAGGACCUGUGAGGAGAGGCUCCUCUUUGUAGGUGGGGAGGUUUCAGAGCGCUGCUUGGAACUGAGUGAUGAUACGUGCUUCCUGGACACCAAAAAGGGGCAGUGGGUUGCAGAGACCCCUCUCCCAGCCAGACGAAGUCACCACUGUGUCGCAGUCUUGGGAGGCUUCAUCUUCAUAGCUGGAGGCAGCUUUUCAAGAGACAAUGGAGGGGAUGCAGCUUCAAAUCUGCUAUAUAGGUAUGAUCCCCGCUGUAACCAGUGGAUAAAGGUCGCCUCCAUGAGACAGCGCCGUGUAGAUUUCUACCUGGGAGCUGUUACCGACAUGCUGGUAGCUGUUGGUGGCAGGAAUGAAAAUGGAGCACUUUCUUCAGUCGAGACUUACAGUCCUCAGAAGGAUUCAUGGUCCUACAUAGCAGGCUUGCCCAGGUUUACCUACGGCCAUGCUGGAACAGUCUUCAAGGAAUUUGUGUACAUUUCAGGAGGCCAUGAUUACCAAAUCGGCCCCUACAGAAAAAACCUGCUGUGUUACGACUACCGCACGGAUGUCUGGGAGGAGAAGAGGCCGAUGAUUGUUGCCCGAGGGUGGCACAGCAUGUGCACCUUACAGGACCACAUCUACUCCAUCGGUGGCAGCGAUGACAACAUAGAAACCAUGGCUCGCUUUGACAUUCUGAGUGUGGAGUCCUACAGCCCUCAGUGUAACCAGUGGACCAGAGUUGCUCCUCUGCUGCAAGCAAACAGUGAGUCAGGGGUGGCAGUUUGGGAAGGAAAGAUUUACAUCCUCGGAGGCUACAGCUGGGAAGAAACGGUCUUCUCCAAAACGGUCCAGGUUUAUGAUAAGGAGAAAAAUAAGUGGUACAAAGGAACUGACUUACCCAAAGCAAUUGCUGGUGUGUCUGCAUGUGUCUGUGCGUUGAAACCCAAAACAGAGGACAAGAAGAAAAAAACAAAAACAAGAAAACAUCAAGAUCGAGGAAGAUGACUACUCCUGGAUAACCACCCUUUGAUGGUGGGCUCCAAAAGGACCUUGUAUUAAAUAAUUUCUAUCUAACAUUGAUUCUUUUUGAGUGGGGGGGGGGAUAUUCUGAAGCCUCAUAAAAUGUACAGUUGAAUGUGGUUUUGGGAAUUAAGCUCAUGCUUAAGAUAAAAAUGACAAAAGAAAUUAACACCCCAACCCUCCAACUCUAUAAGGGGUGAGAUGGCAAGAGAGGUUGUGCUGCUCUCCUGAAUGUUAAGGCUCAGUCUUUUACUUCUUGGCUCGUGACAUUUCCACAUAAAUUGUAUAAUGUCAGUGUUUUCAAAAUGUUUAAUCUGUGGCUAAAUUGAUAACAUCAAGGGAGAGGAAGGAGGCAGAGUACUGAGUGUCUGGUUUGAAGUUACAGAGCAGUUCAAAGGGAUUUAGAAACAGCUGCUAAGAGAAAAUUAAAUGGAUCUUCACUGUUGUAAA
Pezoporus flaviventris is the source of this 2825-nucleotide messenger RNA. It is a transcript of the gene KLHL36, whose product is annotated as kelch like family member 36. The transcript is spliced from 5 exons. The record is from RefSeq and is a predicted model, not a curated record. NCBI's taxonomy places the organism in Eukaryota, Metazoa, Chordata, Aves, Psittaciformes, Psittacidae. Bases 480 to 2360 code for a protein of 626 amino acids. Gene Ontology annotation, molecular function: cullin family protein binding.